AUGGAAAGGAGACCAAAACCUUCCCAGGCUGGACAGAGGACUAUGUUUUCAUCAGUGAAAUCGUUCAAAGAUCAGAAGUAUCAUGAACUCAAGCAGCAGUGCAUCAAACAAGGACGACUCUUUGAAGAUCCUGAGUUUCCAGCAUCGGACGAAUCCCUUUUCUACAACAGGUGCCCCCCUGGAAGAGUGGAAUGGAAGCGGCCAAAGGAGCUCUGUGAAGACCCACACCUGUUUGUGAAUGGAAUCAGCGCCCAUGACUUGCACCAAGGGAAGCUGGGGAACUGCUGGUUUGUGGCGGCUUGCUCCUGCUUGGCUCUUCGGGAGAAUCUCUGGCGAAACGUGAUUCCAAGCUUUAAGGAACAAGAAUGGGAUUCAAAGAGACCCCAGAAAUAUGCUGGGAUUUUUCACUUCCAGUUCUGGUAUUUUGGACAGUGGACUGAUGUUGUCAUAGAUGAUAGAUUGCCAACAAUUAAUGGGGAGCUGAUCUACUGCCAUUCCAACGUGGAGAAUGAAUUCUGGAGCGCACUACUGGAGAAAGCUUAUGCAAAGCUGGCUGAGUCUUAUGAAGCCCUGGAUGGAGGCACUGCUGCAGAUGCAAUUGUCGAUUUCACUGGAGCAGUGGCAGAAUCCAUUGACCUGGUAAAGGGCAAAUAUUGUGAGAAUAUUUCUGAGCAAAUGAAGCUGUUUGAAGACUUGCUGAAAGUACAUAAAAGAGGCGGGUUAAUCAGCUGUUCCAUCGCGACUUCAUCCCCCAAUGACACCGAGGUGGAGACAAAGAUGGGUCUGAUCAUAGGCCAUGCCUACUCGGUGACGGCAAUUCAGAAGGUGCGCCUCGGAGAGAGGCUCCUGUUCUCUUUUAAGUCAGAAAAGCUCUUCAUGAUCAGAAUGAGGAAUCCGUGGGGAAAGAAGGAGUGGAACGGUGCAUGGAGUGACCAGUCUGAAGAAUGGAAGAAAGUGAGUGACUCAGAGCGUAAGAGCUUGGGACUCACUGUACAAAAUGAUGGCGAGUUCUGGAUGACAUUUGAUGACUGGUGUCAGAACUUCACCGAUGUUGACGUCUGUCGUAUUGUGAACACUUCAUACUUCAGCAUCCACAAAACCUGGGAGAAAAAAAUGGUGCGCGGGGCGUGGACCAAGCAUUCAGAACCACUGAAAAACCGCUCCGGAGGAUGUUUCGAUUACAGAGCCACCUUCUUACAGAAUCCCCAGUAUGUCUUCGAUGUCAAGAAGGGUGAGGACAAAGUGCUGAUUUCACUACAGCAAGAGGAUCAGCGCAUUUACAAGAAAGAUGGGAAAGGGGACAACUUCCCUAUUGGCUUUGAAAUCUUCAAGGUGGAGCUUAACAGAGACUAUCGGAUACACAAGCUGCAAAUACAAGAGCGAGUGGCAACCUCCAUUUAUGUCAAUACACGCACUGUGUUCCUGAGGAAGUUCCUUGCACGGGGUCGCUAUGUUCUUAUCCCAACAACACACUAUCCUGGCAUUGUCACUGCAUUUAUCCUGAGGCUCUUUACAGAUGUGCCAUCAAAACUCAGGGAGCUGAAGCUAGAUAAGCCUAAAUGGACAUGCUGGAGCAUUCUGUGUGGUUACCCUCGCAUAGUCACCGAAAUUAAAAUUCACUCCGCAGAAGGUCUACAGAGGCAAGACAGAUCAGGUGGAGCAGAUCCCUACCUGAUUAUCAAGUGUGAGAAUCAAAAAGUUCGCUCUGCUGUCCAGCAAGACACCGUCAGUGCCAUUUUUGACACACAAGCACUUUUCUACAGAAAGAACAUCAAGAGUCCCAUAAUUGUCCAGGUCUGGAAUAGCAACGUCUUGUGUGACCAGUUCCUUGGACAAGUGCUGCUGGCAGCACUCCCUGAUGACCCCAGAGAACCGCAGACUCUCCAGCUCCGGGGAAAAGGCGGCCGAGAAGCAGACGAAAUGCCAGGUCACAUCACCGUCAAGGUUGUUUCCAGUGACGACCUCAUGGAGCUAUGA
Emys orbicularis (European pond turtle) is the source of this 1977-nucleotide messenger RNA. It is a transcript of the gene CAPN6, whose product is annotated as calpain 6. Lineage: Eukaryota; Metazoa; Chordata; Testudines; Emydidae. Gene Ontology annotation, cellular component: cytoplasm. The transcript has 13 exons. Gene Ontology annotation, molecular function: calcium-dependent cysteine-type endopeptidase activity. Bases 1 to 1977 code for a protein of 658 amino acids. The record is from RefSeq and is a predicted model, not a curated record. Gene Ontology annotation, biological process: proteolysis.